Molecule: messenger RNA, 2067 nt
Organism: Triticum urartu
Lineage: Eukaryota; Viridiplantae; Streptophyta; Magnoliopsida; Poales; Poaceae
Source: RefSeq, a predicted model, not a curated record
ACGUAGUGCACAGCGACGUGGUUUCUCAGUCGCUGUAAUUUCUCGGCUGAAAAACAAAAGCCUUUGAUUGAAGCCUACAGCUUACCUGCCGCAAAAGAUAAGCAAACACAAACCUCCGCCGGACCAUGAUUGGCCGGGUUCUUUUUAUCCGACAGUGGCGUAAUCCGUCGGAAACCGCUGCCAUGGCGGGAAAGUUCAGCGUGACCUCGCCUCACCCCGGCCGACUAUGCUGCCUGCCAGGGCGGGACAACCGGACAAGAAGAUCGAUCCGUCUGGCUGCUGACUUCUUCCCCGAUACACCUGUCGAGCAGUUGCGUGGCGAUCGUGGCUAAACAAUGGGGUAGAUGGCGGCCCGUGCGGCUGACGUGGAGGCAUGAUUGCUAGGGUUGACCUCGCCGGCGUAAACUGGUGCGGUGCUGGGGUUUGUUUAUGGCGCUGGAGAUGCUGAUCGGGCAACAGUUCAUACCAGAUCGUUGUUUUUUUUCAAGAAGAGGAAGAGAAUGAGCGGAGGUUCGUACCGGAUCGUAUCAUCUGCUGCUAUGAGCCGGCGGUCGGAUUUAUUUGUAGUACUUUGCUUCGAUAGCUGGAUCUCUAGUUGGCUAAGGCUAUUGUAUUGGGUGCUGAUGGGUCUGUCCCAACUAACCAUGGGUACGGCUGGGUCAAGAAGAGCAGAGGUGCGCGGAAACCGCACAAGCUUGCGCUUCCUUCUUCACCUCAAUAUCCGAUUGAUUUUCUACAGCGGUCAAAUGCGUCUCAGUUUUUUUUUCUGUUUCCAAAAAGUCUAUAACAUAUUUGAACGGAAAAUAUUUUUAAAAUUUUAUUUUCAAAUCAUAUUUUUUCUAGCGUUUAUUUUUUAACUCAUAUGAUUCUGAUUUUCUGCGUUUGCUUGGACUGGACGCUAUCCUAUCCCCUUAAUUAAGCCCAAAAAGCCCAAGUGCCGGACGGCCUUCAGCCCGUGGGCCUGCAGCUAUGAAGGAUAUACUACUGUACGUGGCAACGCGUCUAAUCGAUCUCGCUGGACGUUUUAGUCCCAUACUGCUCGUCAACAGAGCAAGACAUACAAGGGGAGGCUAUAUAUGAAGCACCUGGUGCUACCGAGAAAAGCACUUACCUGGACGGGGUCAAUGGGUGAUCAAGAAGACCCAUGGCCUGGAUUAGUGGCCUCCAUUGCACUUGGGAGGAGCAUUGGUCCAUCAUCUCCUUUGAUAGGAAAAUGGACGUCAUAAUUUGUGAUAGAGGGGGUACGCGUCCGCGCGGCCCCUGCCAAUCUAAAUCUAAAAUAUUUCAAGCAUAUGUUUGAAUUUUGUUCAUGUUUGAGAGUGUUUGAUCAUAAUUUGUGAUAGAGAGGGUACGUGUCCGCGCGGCCCUUGCCAAUCUAAAUCUAAAAUAUUUCAAGCAUAAGUUUGAAUUUUGAGAGUGUUUGUUCAUGUUAUUGGUGAAGAAUCUGUUCAGGCUAAGCUGUGUGUGUCCUCUAAGAGUUUUCUUCUCAGAGGCUGUAGACGAUAUUUGUUAACCAGAACGUUCCGGGCGGAUCGAAUUGAACGGCCUGGAAAGUCGUGACAGGACUCAUCAAAAGUCAGGGGCGGAAAUGAUCGGGAGCUCUGUUUUUGGGUGCAUUCUGGGAGUUUCCAGCUGACGCCUGACGGCUUUCAGCGCCUAUAAAGGACGCUGACGCUCGGCGUACCCGCUGCUAACGGCAGCUGCUUGCAAGAGAGCAUUUCGCCCUCGUUCGCAAUCUUCCGCCUUGAGUAGCAUGGCGCCGUCAUACUCGCCGGAGCCGGAGGCGCCGUUCCGGCCGAGGGAGAAGGUGGUGGAGAAGCAGAGGUACUUCCAGAGCGUGCACAGGCCGACGUACCUCAAGGGGCGCUACGACGUGGUCACCUCCGUCGCCAUCCCUCUCGCGCUGGCCGCCUCCAGCAUCUUCCUCGUCGGGCGCGGGAUCUACAACAUGUCCCACGGCAUCGGGAGGAAGGAGUGACCAUUUGGGGUACCGAUUGAAUUGAAGCCAUCUCUUCUGUGUCGUCCCAACACCUAAGAGCCCUUGUACAGUUUGUGUGUGUACGUACC